AAUCAAGAGUGUCCCGCGUCGUCGGCUGCACUGCGCAUCCGUGUGCGUAACCGCGCCGCCCCGCUCGGUAGGAGUGUUCAGGUGAGUGUGUUGCAAGUGAAACACGCUACAUCAAUGAGCGUCAAACGCGAGAGGGGGUCGCUACGCAGUGCACCCGUCGGACAAUGGCCUCCAAAACUCAGGACGGAAGCAAAGGGGACACCGAACCGACACGGGACGGAGAAACGGACAGCAACGUCGUGAAGACGGGGAGUGGGGUGUGCACUCUGGAGAUGGAGAUGAACCGCAGCCUGGUCAGCGACUCCAAACAGAACCCGGGAGAAGUGUCCGUGCCGCUGUCCCUCCUGCGAGACAGAAAGUUGUUAUUGGAGGACCGAAAGCGCCUGUGCGCGUUGUCGUUGGGGACCGCUCUGCUCGGGAUACUGCUUAUGAUAAUCUACUACGAGAUAUGUCCCUACAUGUAUCAACCGGGCACAAACACUGCCUUAUUCAUCAACUGUUCCAUCAGCCUAUCAACUGGGUGUCUUCUGAUCUUCAUCAUACUUUUCCAUCAUAAGGACAUCAUGCUGUUUGUCAUUGACCAAAAACAGGUGGACUGGCGAAUUGCCAUGAGCAGCCACAGGGUUCUCGUGAUCACUGUGGAGCUGCUGGUCUGUGUCAUCCAUCCUGUUGGCUCCUAUUGGGAGGGCGGCCUCCAUGCCGACUCCUCUUCCUCACCUCCGCUCUGUAUUUACAAAAACCAAGGAGGGCCCCUGAUGAACAUGGAGUUGUUGUUAUCUGUGCUGAUGUUCCUUCGCUUGUACUUGGUGCACAGAGCCAUCCUUCUGCACAGCAAAGUGCUGCUUAGCCCCUCCUACAGGAGCAUCGGCUCGCUCAACAACACAAACUUCAACUUCCGCUUUGUAGUCAAGAUACUGAUGAUCAAAUACCCGGCACGCACGCUGCUGGUCUUCAUCCUCUUCUUCUGGGUUACUGCCUCCUGGAUGCUUACGUUGUGUGAGAGGCAAUACCAGGCAACGACAGGACACAUGCACACGGCUAUGUGGCUCAUAGCCGUCACCUUCCUCACCGUGGGCUAUGGUGAUGUGGUGCCCAACACCAGCUAUGGCAAAGCUGUGUGUCUUUUCACCGGAGUCACGCUAAAAAGAGGAAAACAGGGUGUAGCCUGCACUGCCAUGCUGGUGGCAGUCGUUACCAAGAUGCUGACUUUGAACAAAGGAGAGAAACAUCUGCACUUCUUCAUGCUGGACACCCAGAUCUCCAAUACAGUCCGGCACGCUGCUGCUAAUGUACUGAGGGAAUGCUGGCUCCUGCGCCGUACCAAGCCUGGGCAGCCAAAGGGCAACCGCGCUGACCAUCGAAGACACCAGAGAUGCCUUCUGGAUGCCAUCACAGUAUUCCGGCAUCAACGCCUGAAACAGAAAAUGCUGAACGAUCGUGUCAGUGAGAUGAAGGAGCUCCCUAAGAUGCAGAUGACCAUAUGCAACCUCAGUGACAAUUGGAAUAACUCCUAUAAAGAGCUGCAGCAGCGCAUCCUCUCUAUGGAGCAGAAGCUGGACGAGCUGAGUCGCUGUUUCCAACAAACCUCAGAGCUACUGUCUCAGGUCCUUUGUCCCCGCAACCCAGAAAGCAGGUGAUGUGGUUACAUUCAGUUGUUACUGAGACAGACAAUUAUCUGUUUUCAUCCACAGUAUUCAUGAGAGCGAGGCAUGGACUGCCUGGAAGUGCUCUUAACACUUAAUUCACGGAACCAAGGAUUCAAACAGGGAUUUUGAAGAGCCUUGUAAUCCACAUUGUCAAAAGCGCAGCUGUGUAGAUUGAACGCCAUUUUUAAAGUUUCAUGGAUUCACUCCAUCACUGCCUUAUUCUUGUGAUAUAAGAUUAAUAUUCUGAGAUGUUCAUUUUAUUUGAUAUUUCUUUCUAGUUAUUUGGUGUUAACCUAAUCAGUCUUAUCAGAGAAGCAGAC
Pungitius pungitius (ninespine stickleback) is the source of this 1966-nucleotide messenger RNA. It is a transcript of the gene kcnn4, whose product is annotated as potassium intermediate/small conductance calcium-activated channel, subfamily N, member 4. Gene Ontology annotation, cellular component: neuronal cell body; plasma membrane; neuron projection. NCBI's taxonomy places the organism in Eukaryota, Metazoa, Chordata, Actinopteri, Perciformes, Gasterosteidae. Bases 165 to 1637 code for a protein of 490 amino acids. The record is from RefSeq and is a predicted model, not a curated record. The transcript has 10 exons. Gene Ontology annotation, molecular function: small conductance calcium-activated potassium channel activity; calmodulin binding; intermediate conductance calcium-activated potassium channel activity. Gene Ontology annotation, biological process: potassium ion transmembrane transport.